AUGGGAAACAUAAAAGAAAUUCAAAUUACAUUAUCAAAUAUAAAAAACAAGUCAUUUGAUUUUUUAUUUUAUGUAAUUAAAAAAGGAAAAUAUGGUAUAAUAGGGAUAUGGAUUAUUGCAGCUUUAUGUUGUGGAUAUUUUGCAUUAAAUAUAUUUUCAUUAACAACAGUACAGUUCAGUGCACCACCUGAUUCAUUAGCAGCAAAAGGAAAUAUAAAAUUUGAAGAAUUGUAUCCAAGUCAUAGCAGUAAUGAAAUUUCUGUUGUAGUAAUUACUAAAGAAGAUGGUGGAAGUGUACUAACAGAAACAGUCAAAGAACUGUCAUAUCAAAUUUUUGAAACUGCAGAACAAAACAAUGCAACAUUCGUUCUUGGGGUUUAUUCAAAUUUAACAAUAACAAUUAAUAUUACAGAUUAUUUUGUAGAAAAUGAUACUACUGUUAUAUUAAUGUCAAGUCCAAUUGAUUGUUCUUCUCAUUUAAUUCAAGAAGUUAGAAAAACAGUGGAAACAUUUAAUUGUGAUGGAUACAGAAUUAGUGUUACUGGAAUGACAGCUGCUUCAAUGGAUAUAACAAAGUCAAUAAUUUAUGAUAUGAAACAUAUGGAUAUAUUUAUAUUUCCAAUAGCAAUAAUAAUAUUUCUUUAUGUCAUUCGUAAUAUAGUUCUUGUUGUUAUUCCUAUAUGUAAUUUGAUUAUUAUUUUAUCUAUUUCAUUUGGAACAUUAUAUCCUGUUGCUAAGUAUUCUGAAUAUUAUUCUAUUGCACCAGCAAUUAAUGUAUCAUUAAUAGUUGCUAUGUCAGUAGAUUAUUCAUUAUUUCUUUUAAGUAGAUAUUCUGAAGAAAUAAGAAAAGAACAAUCACAUGAAAGUGCUGUAAAAACAAUGUUAAAACAAAGUGGAAGAAUUGUAGCAACAAGUGGAAUAGUAUUAAUGUGUUGUUUUCUUUCAUGUUGUUUUUAUGGAGUAACUGUAAUAGUAACGAUGGGAUUAGGAUGUGUAAUUUGUUUAAUUUUUACUGUAGUGGUUAAUUUAACAAUAACCCCUUCAUUAUUAUUAAUUUUUCCGAGAUUUUUCAGGAUAAAAGGAUUAAUACCAUGUAAUAAAUGGUGUGUAAAAUAUUCUAAUAAUGUUGGUUCAGUUUUUUGGCAUCUUCAAGCAGAAUGGAUGAGUAAAAUAAAAAAUAGCGUUGUCGUGUUAUUUAUUGCUCUUUGUAUUAUGUUACCAAUAAUUAUUUGUAUGAAAGAUUUUAAAUGGACAAUGGAUCCUACUCAAUGUUUUCCAUCAAAUGCAGAAGCAAUAGAAGGAUUAGAAGAUAUUGAAAAAGUAAUGACACCAGGAAUGAUAUCUCCGUAUAAACUACUUAUAUUAUCUGAUCCAAUGAAUUCAAUAAGUUAUGAAUUUAUGAAAGAUUUUGGAAAUAAUGUAACAGAAAAUGUUGGAAAAGAGAAUAUAAUUUGUUACAAUUAUAUUAAAGGAAAUAUAAUUCCAAAAAGAGUAGUCAAAAUGUUACAAAAUAUUAAAGUAUAUUCACAAUAUUUUAAUUAUUCUACAACCUCACAAUCAUUUUUGUGUUAUCUUAUUCCACAAAAUGUUGAUGAAAUUCAAGAAAUUGUAGACCAAACAAUUAAUUUAUUAAAUGAAUUAAAUAAGCAAUAUGGAGUAGUAGGAUAUAUAUUAGGAACAAAUACAGAUAUGGUAAUGUUAGUUGAGUAUAUAUUAAAUUUUUUCCCAAUUCAAUUAACAAUAUUAAUUAUAACGAUACUAAUCCUUAUCACAUGUGCUUUUCAAUCAAUUAUUAUGGCUUUUAGAGUAAUUUUUACAACUGCAUUAACUUUAACAUGGGUUUUUGGUAUUUCAACAGUAAUUUUUACUAGUAAUAUCUUUUAUGACUUCGGUAUUCUUUAUGGCCCAACUGGUUUAUUUUGGUCUGUUCCUGUUAUGUGUACUGACGUUUUAGUUGGACUUUGCCUUGAUUAUGAUAUUUUCUUAUUUUCUAGAGUUUUAGAAUAUAGAAAAAAAGGUUGUUCUACUAAACUCUCUAUUAUUUUAGGCGUUGAACAUACAGGCUAUCUUAUCACUUAUGCUGGUUUAAUUAUGGCUGCUGCUUUCUCAGCUUUGUUAUUAUCUUCUAUGCCUGUUUUAAAACAAUUUGGUGUUGUUUUAUCUUUUGCUGUUUUACUUGACACUUUCGUUAUUAGAACAAUGGUUGUACCUUCUCUUCUUCAUUUAUUUGGUGAAUUAAAUUGGUGGCCAAGAAAACGCCCUGUUAAAUUUAAUACUUAUUCUGAAUUUCUUGAACAUCAAACUGAUCAAACUCCUCUUCUUCCUUCAUCUAUCUAA
This is a messenger RNA of Entamoeba dispar SAW760, 2337 nucleotides long. RefSeq lists its product as uncharacterized. Gene Ontology annotation, cellular component: membrane. NCBI's taxonomy places the organism in Eukaryota, Evosea, Mastigamoebida, Endamoebidae. The coding region runs from base 1 to 2337 and encodes 778 amino acids. The transcript has a single exon. The record is from RefSeq and is a predicted model, not a curated record.